GCUGAUGUUAUUUUGUGGUGUUGCCUGUGCAGCUAAAAGGUUUUGACCCUAAAGUGAUUUAUCCUGAGUUUUGAUCUUCACGCAGGACACAGACAGCUGCUGCAAAACAUGAAUCACAUCUUGAAAAGGCAGAAUCUGACAUGUAAUUAUACAGCUGGUCCACUGGAGAAGACUGUGCUUCCUGUUCUGUAUUCUUUCAUAAUUUUCAUUGGAUUGCCAGCCAAUUUCCUAGCCUUGUUGAUAUUUACAAGGCAGUCUUUGAAGAAACAUGGAAUCCUUGUCUAUCUGGUGAACCUGUCAGUGGCUGAUCUGAUUAAUUGCCUGGUCCUUCCAUUCAGAUUAGCUCUGCUUAUUACAGGCGAUGUCUUCGAAGAAAACUCUGGGACAUGUAUGGUUGUAACAGCAAUCAUUAACUUGGGUUUUUAUUCUACACUGGCAUGCAGGACAUUCUGCAUUAUCUUCAUAAGCAUUAGCAGGUAUGUAAUGAUUGUGAGGUACCACAAUAACAAAUUGAAUGCAUUUAAUGAUGCAACCUUUGCAAAAUACAUUUGUAUUGUGUCCUGGACUCUGGGAAUCCUGAUUGUAUCAAUACCUUUAAUUCAUAUAUUAAAGCAAAUGAGUACAUCUGAAUUUAUGUGCUACAGUGUCAAGGUUUACAAAGGCACACCGGCCACUUCCAUUUUGUUUUUAUUCAUUUCAACAGUGUUCUUUUUAUUUUUAAUGGUCUUUAUUGUCUUUUAUGUCUUUAUCAUAAUGUAUUUGAUCAAAGUGAGCAAAAGCAGUACAGUUCAACAAAACCAGGGUCUUCAAGUUCGCACACAGUUCAUCAUUUUUUCUGCGAUAGCUACUUUCAUUGCUUGCCAUUUGCCAUAUUACAGCUAUCAAAUAACGUCAAGCAUUUAUCGAAUUGUGCACAAUGACUGCCAGCGCCUAGAGCAAUUGCAAAGGGCAAAAGUUGUAUUACUGUGGCUGGUUUCAUUCAACAGUUGUUUAGAUCCUAUUCUAUAUUAUAUCAUUCCCAAACGAUCGUCAAGAGUUAAAUUCAAUGCAGAUCAACAAAGCAUUACAGAAAAAUCUCCAGAAACCUAA
Molecule: messenger RNA, 1089 nt
Organism: Rhincodon typus (whale shark)
Lineage: Eukaryota; Metazoa; Chordata; Chondrichthyes; Orectolobiformes; Rhincodontidae
Product: probable G-protein coupled receptor 34
Exons: 2
Coding region: 109-1089 (326 amino acids)
Biological process (GO): positive regulation of Rho protein signal transduction; phospholipase C-activating G protein-coupled receptor signaling pathway
Cellular component (GO): membrane
Molecular function (GO): G protein-coupled receptor activity
Source: RefSeq, a predicted model, not a curated record